AUGGCCGGGAAGAGCCCCAUGAAAACAGGUGCUGUAGCAGGCAAACAGCCGUCAAAUUUGAAUACGCUGAAAAACCGAAAUAGAGGCGGUAAAUCAGCACCAACACUUGCACAUUCGACACACAAUGCAAGGCCAAGGCGAUUCAGUCUCAUAUACUCGUCUGAUUCGUCCCUGAGCGCGCUUUCAGACGUGGAAAACAAUCGGAAAAUGAGCUUCAAAAAUCCCAAAAUGAGCAAGAAAUCCAAGCGCGGAGUAAGUAAUGAGAUGGGUAAGAACGGGAAGCUGAUACCGGAAAACGCAGUUGACUCAAACAGUGGAUUUUCUUCAGAUUCCGUUGCCGUUGAUGACGAAAGUAACAGCAAUGGAAGCAGUAACAGCAGUAGCGACGACGACGACAAAGAAGACGAUGAUGCGGACGACGGAAAUAACGCAGCUUCUAGCUCUACAUCUAGUUCCGACGACGAUGACGUUGACUUUGUCAAGCUCAGCGCAGAACGAAAGAAAAGGGCCAUGCGGGCCAUGGGCGCUUUGAAGCGAGGCAAAUCGCCGAAGAAGAGCGACGUCUCCUUAAAAAAUACCAGUAGAGCUUUGAAACAAGAUCAGAAAGACGAUAAAGAAAGCUCAAGUGAUGAUAGUUCAUACGAGGAUCCAAUGGCGUUCACCUUCAAGAAUGAUGGCGGUAUCAAGUUCGGAAAGAAACCAAAGGAUGCAGCGAGUGAUGAAGAUUUAGGAGAAGAGGUUAAGGAGGGUUCGCCCGCUCUUAACCAUACUUUACCUGCCGAGAACAAUACUGUGGACAGGUUGAAUGUACCGCAGAUUUCAGAGAGCGAGGAGUCGGAUUAUGAAAUCGACCCUGACGCCUACCUCAAAAGUAUACAGCACGAUGAAGAGGACAUAGUGGGAAUGGAAAAUGGCUUGGAUACCGGAGAAGAUGACGUCCCUAUGUUAGACGAAGAGGAAAAUCAUAUCGUUAUGGAGCUCGAAAAUGAUGACGAGCUUUCAUUUAACGGUAGCAUACAUGAAGAAGGCGAAGAUCCCGUGGAGGCGGGAGCCGAAGGAAGCAAAGGAGCAAAGUUCAGCAGCCAGGCUUAUAGCGAAUACAAUGACGAGGAUGAGGAUGAAAACAUGAGCGAUUUUGAUGAGCCUUUUUAUGAGGAUCCUAAAUUCGCAAAUCUAUAUUAUUGUGCUGGAAGUGACCAGCCUCUUUCACUCAGUACUUCGCUACCGCUGAUAUUGGAUGACGAGAAGAGGAGAACUCUCGAUAAGAAACAAACCAAAAAAAGGGAAAGAGAAGAACUAAUAAGACGUCGGAAGCUUUCCAAAAAGCUUGACAAGGAGCGCAGGCAGCGUUCUGCGGCCACGGAUUUGGACAACGAGGAAUACCUCUUCAGCGUGUACUUCAAAAGCGACGAGGAAAAGAGGAACAUAGAAGGCAUUGAAUCGUCACUACGUCAAUUGGGCUCAGCGGCUGCUUCCGAAACCGAUUAUUCAAGUGACGAAGAAUACGAGAACAUUCUUCUAGACAUCGCGAAUAUUCCUACUGACGAAGAAAGUCUACCCUCCUUCAUAAAUGGUGCAAAUGCAGAUGAAGGUGGGGAUGAUGAUGAGGAAGAUGAUGACGACGACGAAGUCGAUGAUGUUAGUAUGUCCAACGUCUUCAUAGAUAUCGAUGACCUUGAUCCCGACUCGUUCUAUUUCCAGUACGAUAGUUCCGAAGACGAAGUACUGGAUGUGGAUGCGCAACGGGACCAGAAAACAGAAUCAGGUAAAACAUCGGGACCAGAGGACAAGAGCUUUGCAGAGACUGUUGUUUACAUUGAUGGCGAAUCAACCGACGAGGAUGAAACUUUGCCACCUCCUGACACCAGAAAUAAAAAAAUCGGUUCCAAGGCUAAAGAAGUUGUCAGCGCCAAUGUUGUUGGCUUGAAACCACCAAAGUUGGGGACUUGGGAGACAGAUGAUAAGCCAUUUAGUAUCAUUGAUGGGCUGUCGACAAAAUCGCUCUAUCCACUUUUGCAAGAGCAGCAACUUUUGGGACAGCCUGUUAUACAGCAGCAACCCAUGUCAGCUAGUGAGCUAAGCGCCGCUGGUGAAAAGGAAGAAUUGACGCUCAAUGAGCUUCUCAACAUGAGUGAACUCGACGAUGAAGAUGAAACGGGCGGCACCGCCAACAACAAACUUACUGCGUCAGAAUGGUAUGAGAAGCCCAAGGUUCCACUGUCAGCCUUUCGAAAUAAAGGUGUUGAUGUCACGCAUGAUGAAGAAUAUAUGCUUCCAGUAUUUUCCGCCAGAAAGGUUCCGAUCGGGUAUGUGGGCAGCGAAAGAACUAGGCGGAAAAUCGACCGCAUGAAAUUACUUCAAAAGAAGAAGAGCGAGGAACGCAGAAAGCUGAAAAAGAAAAAGAAGCUUUUGAAGCUCAGAAGAGAGCGGGAUAGACUUGAAAAAGAGAGACUUUCGGAAGUCGCUGCAUCUAGCGAGGCCGGUGGAGUGGAUGGAGAACCCACAACGCCUUUGAAACUGGAGGACAACGUUGGCGGUUUGGAAAAAUCAAUCGAAACUGGGAUAGUUUCUAACGCCAAUGCAGCGAACAACUCCAUGGACGCUAUGGACUUGGAUGACAUCAACAACCUUCUUGCCAAUACAGAAAGCGACCUAGUUCCUCACCCGGGUCAAGACGGAGAUCGUUUGGAUGCUGCAGACGCCGAUAUUUUGGCCACCUUGACGGCUCCCGUGGACGUGCAUCCCACAGACGAAGAUCAAAUCACGACGGGCGCUGCAUGGAGAAGACGUCAAAGUGUUGUUGAGGCGGCUGCUGAAAAUCUGCGUUUUACCAAAAGUGGUCUUUUCAGCGAAAGUGCACUAGCAGACCUCGAAGAAAUAAUAGGUGGCUCCGGUAAUUCAGUCAUUGAGUUCAGCGAUGUUUUGCAGUGA
This is a messenger RNA of Lachancea sp. 'fantastica', 2931 nucleotides long. NCBI's taxonomy places the organism in Eukaryota, Fungi, Ascomycota, Saccharomycetes, Saccharomycetales, Saccharomycetaceae. The record is from the annotation of a GenBank genome assembly.